Zygotorulaspora mrakii is the source of this 645-nucleotide messenger RNA. RefSeq lists its product as uncharacterized. Lineage: Eukaryota; Fungi; Ascomycota; Saccharomycetes; Saccharomycetales; Saccharomycetaceae. Bases 1 to 645 code for a protein of 214 amino acids. The transcript has 2 exons. The record is from RefSeq and is a predicted model, not a curated record.
AUGUCAAACAGUCACAGUUUUCAAGGGCGCACACGGAAAUUAUCUGGAUGGGUCAAAAGGAUCAUUCAACCUGCAAGAGAGCCAAAUAAUGCCAAUACUGUUGUGUCCGAGAAACAUUUCAAGAAUGAUUUAGAGGCCAAUAAAGCAGGUUUAGUGGAGGCAACCAAGAGGGUGUCUGAUAAUGACAUUUCCGCUGUUAAUAAAGAAACACCGAAAGGCAAAGUAUUAUGGGAUGAAACACCUAAGAGGUUCAAACAACGCGAUGUUGAGCGUGAAAGGGAUGAUAUGGAAACUGUAGAUAACGUUAGCAUAACGCCUUUGUUUUCUCUUUGCUCUUCAUCAGUCAAAUCUUCAACAUUUUCAGAUGCGCAUUCCCUACAAUCAACAAGAGCUACAGUGCUCUCCGGGAGAACAAUGGACACAAAUUCAAGUACCAUGGCGAUACCUCCAGCAAGCAUUCUUGACAGGGGCCGCGUUUCUUCCGGAGCUACUACGAUUCCUUCUUCGUCAUCUACAAGUGCGCCCACAUCGAUUCACAUUCCAGGUUCGAGUAGUCAUCGGUCCCGUCCAAACAGCUUACGACCUAAUUACAUGCAAAGAGAUGCUAGCAGUCCUACUAUAGACUCGGUGUCGACCAUCAAAUAG